CUAGUGGUUACAUUCAGUAAUUUCAUCUUUAUUUAAUUUCUUGUCAUCUGUGUUUGGCACGCUGGACAUUUUUCACGCGCUUUUUGGCUGACAGAGGGACGCGGACGGCGCGCGCCACGAUGGAUUUGUUUGCUUUAAAACUGUGUUUAGAGUACAAAUUACGCUGAUUUGUGACCAGGUUGCAGCGAUCGCAGCUUCUGGUUUCCACGGUAGAAGAAGUAUCUCGCAUCAGCCAGAACUUGCGUGCACUGUGCGCCACGAUCAGCCCGAUAUUCUUGAAGAGUCGAGUGAACGCAACCCGGCGUUUGGAUUUCGGGCUCCAGACGUGUUGCCCGAAAGUAAUCCAGAACUGUAAAAAGAAAAGAAAAAAAAAAAGACUGAAAAGAGGGACUUUAACCUGCAGCUUUGCCACAAAACAGACCGAGUGAAAACCAAACAGGAGGAGAAGAACUGUGUUUUCUUCACAAUCGAGCGGGGAAGAUGGAUUUAUUCCUAUGGCUCUGUGGAUGUAUUCUGGCUUUUCUUUUGCCUUCAGGUGUAAAAGCACAGGAAGUGGCAUCCGAGCCAUGCGGUGGCCUUCUCGACGCCAGCGAUGCCGGCUACAUCACCACCCCCGGCUACCCGCUGGAGUACCCCCCCCACCAGAACUGCCGCUGGAUCAUCACAGCCCCCGAGCCUUCGCAACGCAUCGUCCUCAACUUCAACCCACACUUUGAAAUAGAGAAGCUGGACUGCAGGUACGACUACGUGGAGAUCCAUGACGGAAACUCUGAGUCAGCCGACCUGCUGGGGAAGCACUGCAGCAACAUCGCUCCUGCGCCGAUCAUAUCGUCAGGGCCGUCGCUACACAUCAAGUUCGUGUCUGACUACGCCCACCAGGGGGCAGGGUUCUCUCUGCGCUACGAAAUCUUCAAGACAGGUUCAGACUGUUCCCGGAACUUCACCAGUCCCUCGGGUCUUAUCGAGUCCCCGGGCUUCCCUGACAAAUACCCCCACAACCUGGAGUGCUCCUUCAUCAUCAUUGUCCCCCCCAGCAUGGAUGUGACCCUCUCCUUCCUCACCUUCGACCUGGAGAACGACCCCCUGCCCGGCGGAGAGGGGGACUGCAAGUACGACUGGCUGGAAGUGUGGGACGGGCUCCCCGGAGUUGGUCCUCUGAUUGGCCGAUACUGCGGAACCAGGGUGCCUCCUGAGAUCCAGUCUUCGACUGGGAUCCUCUCUCUGUCCUUCCACACCGACAUGGCUGUGGCCAAAGACGGCUUCUCAGCUCGAUACAACAUGACGCACAAGGAAGUCAGUGAAUCUUUCCACUGUAGUAAUGCCUUUGGUAUGGAGUCAGGAAAGAUCACAGAUGACCAGAUCACCGCUUCGUCCAGUUUUUACGAUGAUCGCUGGCUGCCGCGUCAGGCCCGGCUCAAUUACAACGACAACGCCUGGACACCCAACGAAGACAGCAACAGAGAGUACAUACAGGUGGACCUCCACACUCUGAAGGUGCUGACAGGCAUCGCCACACAGGGCGCCAUUUCCAAGGAAACUCAGAAGGCCUACUAUGUUACCUCCUUCAAGCUGGAGGUCAGCACUAACGGGGAGGACUGGAUGGUCUACAGACACGGCAAGAACCACAAGGUUUUCCAUGCCAACACUGACCCAACAGAGGUGGUUCUCAAUCGGAUCCCGCAGCCGGUCCUGGCCCGCUUUGUUCGCAUCAGACCUCAGACUUGGAAAAAUGGCAUUGCGCUGCGUUUUGAGCUGUACGGCUGUCAGAUAACGGAUGCUCCUUGCUCAGAGCUGCAAGGCAUGUUGUCUGGCCUGCUCCCCGACUCGCAGAUCUCCGCGUCCUCCAUGAGGGACAUCCACGGCUCCAUGGGGGCCGCCAGGCUGGUGGCCAGCCGGUCGGGCUGGUUUCCCAACCCGACUCAACCCAUCGCUGGAGAGGAGUGGCUUCAGGUGGACCUCGGUGUGCCCAAGAUGGUGCGCGGCAUCAUUACCCAGGGCGCACGAGGGCUGGAGGGCAGCACCAGCGCCGAGAACCGAGCAUUCGUCAGAAAGUACAAGCUGGCGCACAGCGUGACGGGCAAAGAGUGGACCUACAUCACAGACAGCAAGACUGGAUUUGCGAAGAUUUUUGAGGGAAACAGCCACUACGACACCCCGGAGGUGCGGCGGUUCGAGGAGAUAGUCGCCCAGCACAUACGAGUCUUUCCGGAGCGGUGGUCUCCCGCUGGCAUCGGCAUGAGGAUGGAGGUCCUUGGCUGCGACCUUCCAGAAACCACCACCAUACCCGACACUGCGACGCCCACCUCGCCAAGGGUAGAGCAGACAACUCCUGCACUGAGACCCGCCACCACUCCAUCCCUGUGGGCCGUGUGUGACUUCGAGCAGAGCUUGUGCGGGUGGUCGGCGGACCCGCAGUCAGGUGUGAGCUGGACCCUGCACACGGCCAGCAGCAGCUCCACCGGACACGGCGCGCACGGAACCAGGCAGGACCUGGCGCUGGGAUCAGACAACUUUUCAGGGAACUACCUCCACCUGGAUGCAGGCGCCCACACCCAGCGCAAAAGAGCCAGGCUGCUGAGCCCCGAGGUGGGGCCGGAGCAAGGGCCGCUCUGCCUCCUCUUCUACUACCAGCUGCAGGGGGAGGCGCAGGCCAGCCUGAGGGUCCUGCUGCGGGACAGUGACCAGGAGGAGACGCUGCUGUGGGUGCUGAAGGGAGACCAGGGCCUUCACUGGAGAGAGGGCCGAACGGUCCUGCCCCAGAGUCCCAAAGAGUAUCAGGUGGUGUUUGAGGGCUUCUUUGAUCACCCAACAAGAGGCCACAUCAGAAUAGACAACAUCCACAUGACCAGCAGCGUUGAGCUGGAGCAGUGCACACAGCCUCUCCCGGCCUUAACUCCAGGCAUCACCAGGGGUGCCAUAUCUGGGAUGGAGCCCACAGUAGACACAGUGGUGGUGCAGCCGGUCCCCGCCUACUGGUACUAUGUGCUGGCGGGAGUUGGCGCCCUCUUGCUGCUGGUCACGGUGACCGUGGCGGUGAUACUGUGCUGCCACCGGUACCACUGGGCGCCCAAGAAGACCAGCGGCAGCCACCAUCACUCAGUGAUGUACCACAACAGCCAGCAGCCUUAUCAGCAAGCUCCUCAAAACUGUUACCAGAACCAGAACCCCAGCUGUAAUCUAAACCAAAACCACCUCUACCCAGGCACUGGACAGAGUCUUGAACCCAUGCUCACCAUCACGCUGGAGAAAGACGACAACUAUGACUCCAGGUGCUGAAAACACUGAACUCCAGUCGAGGAUCGAAGCGAUUAAGAGCCAUGACAUUUUUCUUUAGCAGUUGCAGCUGUUCGUCAGUGACAAUCUACACGGCUCCCGUUGCGGAAGCCUGAUCCAAUUAGCCAGUCAUGAUGCUCUAAAUUAGUUGGCUGGAAUCUCACCGCCAUCACUCACUGAAGAGGCCGGCAGACAGAAGUUAGUCUGCAUGUCUGAAGGCCAAAGACGGAUAACCUCCUGAUAACAUUUUAGAUCAGUUCUGCAGGAGGCGAUUCUGACGUCGACAUCUGCACUCCGAUCUGAAAAUAAAGUGGAUAAUGGACAUCCAUGGACUGCAUGUAUAUGGAGUUUACACUGUCAGCCUUGUAACAGCGUACCCUCUAAAUGUCAGAGCAGGAAAUGUCUGUCCUGCUCUGCUCUGAUCUGUGGCUUGGACACCGGCUGGCCUCCAGAUAUCCUGUCUGACGGGGAGGGGAUUUACACACAGGUAGAGGAGACGAAUUGUGUUUGUGUGCAGCAUUAAGAGUGAUGGCUGUUUCUUUGGGGCUGAACGAAAGAGCAGUCCAUUUUUCCACCAGCCUGUAAGAGACAGAGACAGUAAAACACCGACAAAGGACAAAGAAAGUAUGGAAAGCAUCAGGGCGGCGUGUCCAACCGGGUUCGUCAGAAGCUGUAAAACAGCUUGGAUCCGAACUCAGAGGCUCAAACAUGCACACUUUAAGAUACGCCCAAGCAUGUCUUGGUGUGUGCACGUCUCCCAUAUGUUUGAUUACAUCCUGGAUAUGCCUUUCAAAGGAACGGUUUUCAAAGUAUUACCUCUUCACCUCAGGACGAGGUGCUGCCUCAGCGUCCAGUAAGAGUGCGACUGGAUGCAGCUGUACUCUUGAAGUUUGUUGCCUGGAUCUCGUGGAUAAUCCGAUGCCUGUGUCUGUUCAUGUUUCAAUAAACAUCUCUGUAUGUCCUGCGUAGAUUAGACUGUGUGAAUGAAGCAAAGUAGAAAACACAAUCAUGGGAUUUCCUUGUCAUCAUGAGCAAGUACAGCGUUUUUUGCGGUGUUUGUGUGUGUGGAUUUUUUUUUUACAUGUUGUUGUGAAAGUUAAUUUUAUUCUCAGUUCAUUGGUUUGGAAUUGUGACAAAAACCUUUCUUCUGGGCCUCUAAAAUGGCCGCUGAUUUGUUUCUCUUGAGCGUGUGAGACCAAACAUCCUGUAACAUUACUUAUGAUGCUUUUUCACAAAUCAUCCUCGCAGUAUAUUUUUGAGAUUUAAUUCAAACAAAAAUUCUAUUUUUAUGUACAUAUAUGCAUCGGUGCAGGGUGCGAUUUGUGACACAACCAGAGGGAGGGAUGUCGGAAACACGGGAUCUGAGCAGAGGGUUUCCCAGCAUGCUCUAUUCUGUGUAUCUUUUGGGAAGGUGUCAUGACAAAAAGGGAAUAGCUGGUUUAAAAUUGAUGAAAGAUUUAAGAAAUAGACCUGAAUGUAAAUAAAGGUGGCGGACUCUUCACAAUAAUUUAUUAUAUGUGGAUCAUAACAGUUAUUAAUAAUAUUUUUCAUGGCGAAAUGACGGAAAGACACCACUUGACACGAGCUGCAGUGUGUGCAGCACUUCUUUGACCCUUUUCGUCCGGUUUUCAGGGAGGUGAAGGAGCUUUAGUGGCUAUGAAGAGGAGAUCAGUUCUAUCCCUCCUUGCAGUUAAACCGAAGUCGGGUAUUUCCUCCUCAUCCCUCCCAGCAAAUCGCACCCUGGAUGUGUGAACAGUUGCUCAACAAGUGUAACAUGAUCUGUUAUACUUUUUUCUUGUAACGUUGAGAACAUCAACAGCACUUUUCUCCUUAAGAUUCAUUUCACCGAAGGUUUCAUUCUUGUGUUUACUGUGAAUCUUUCUUUUCAGAGGUAUAAGUUGGUGCGUGUGCUUGCUGUAAGUAGGCCUACAUGUUUACGAUGUAUAGCUUUGCAAUGAUUGUUUUUAUACUCACUGUCAGAAGGAUGUUACUGGCGUUCACUGAGAGAUCUUAAUACAUUUUUUCUUGACUUAAAUUUGAUGUCAGUCCCGAGGCCGAAGCCAUGUUGACGCAACAAAUGUUUGUGCACGUUGCACAGCUUCCAGUUUGAUUCAAUCAGCACAAAACUGGAGCUAAUCAACAUGUUAUAAGGGGUUAAAAAAAAAAGAGAUUUAUUUCAGAUGUGUGUUUGUGAUAUUGCAGUGUACCACAGUGACGGUUGGUUUCCGGACCUCUCAGCAGCUCGCCAUCAUGUGCCGCGCGCCGCUGCCUCCCUCCGCAUCGGUUUGUUCAUGCCCGAAUCCCCCAGCCUUUUUUAUCAAAACCUGCUUGUUCCUAUUCGACUCCUUACCUUCAUCGCAAAUCCUCCUAGUGAAAAAAAGAAAAGAAAAGAAAAAAAAAACACAGGAGAGAAAAUGAGAGGCAAGAAAUGGAGGGGAGCAAAAAUCUCUCGGCAGACGAGGGCCCAUUAAGCGAGCCCCCUUUUUCUCCAAAGAAUGCGCCCAGAGAUGGAGGGAGAUGAAAGAAGCAAAAAAAAAAAAGAAGAAAAAGCUCUCUAUUCUUUCUAAAGAUAGAUUUUCUUUUACUAAGAGGGAGGCUAACAGGGAGGCAGGUUGGGGUUUGGAUUGAGCGAAAGAGAGAGAAUUGAAGGAGGAGGGCAGGUUGUUUCAAACACAAAAGCAGAUGAAAGAAGUCUUUUGGCAGAAUAGACAGAGUGAUGAGGACACACACUGUAUGCUCUGCACACACGCCGCCGUCUAACCGGAGGAUCCAGACUCCCACCAGACGCAGUCAUACACUAUCAUUGUUUUGUGCAUUUUAUUUACACCGCGGCUGUCCGCACGUAUUGACUCAUUUCAUCCUGCUGUGUCUUAUAAAAUGCAGUUUUGUGCUUUAGUCAACAAGUAUUUCUGCUAUUUUGUGCUUGCAUAUCAAUUUUCAGCCGUCCCAGCCCCUUUCGCUUCCAUUUCAAUCGACUCCUGCGUGUGAUUUACACAUUAUAUGACUCAUUCCAGCAGCCCCGUGCCAUAACCCAAUCAAUGCCGGUCCGAAUUCAAAUAGAGGAAUGAUGUAUGGCUGCAUUUAUGUUGUGCUACCCGUGCACUUUUCUCUUCCAUUCUCCCUCGCUCUAUCAAACUUUUUGCAAGAUUUGGAAAACGCGCUGGCGUCUUCUCAUGCAGCACUUUUAAAUCAACGUCCCCCUCAUUUCGCCCUCUCCCUUCUCCAUCACAGACUACUUUGAAGCCCUUUAAUAUUUCUAAUUAGUUAAUGGAACUGAUUGCAUUCAUAAAACCCUGCGGUAAGCAUUUCCAGCCCUCGGGCUGUCUCAGGUCUUUUUUUUUUUUUUUCAGUUUCUUCCCCUCCUCCUGUGUUUCCUAAAGAAAUAUCAUCAAGAUGAGCACUCUAACAGGUCCGCAGGCCCCCACUGGAACAGCAAACGGUGCCAAAGAGCCAUCCCUGUGCCUGCCUGAAUAAAAUAAUAAAAGCAAGACCCCCUUUUUAUUUUUCUCUUUACUAAUUGGAGAGCAGAGAUAAAAUGGGGCUACAGGGAGUUUUAAUCUCCUUUCAGAUCCGUGUGAUGAUUCUUCUCGGGAUCCUAGCCCGAGGGCUUCAAGCCAGGAUCAUUAGAAAGUGUUCAACAGUCAUCCAAAGAGUGUCCGAGCAUCUUUUUUCUUUUUCCCCCCCUGUGCUUCAUUUGCUGUCUGGCGGUAAGCGAUUUAAUGUUGCACCGAGGCCCGCAGUGACUUUACCCGGCGAUGAGAAAGGAGUGUUGGGAGCCUGGAGAGUUUACAUCAAGCUGGUAUAUUUACACAAUCAAAGACAAGAAAACUCUAUCCCUUUAUGAAGUGUACAUUAUCAUUAAAAAGUACCGGAACGCAACAUGUUUGAUUACAUAAUGACUGCUGGGAUUUUCGGCUGCACUGAUUUUACAGCUACAGCAGAAGUGUUUAUGAUCCUGGUCACAGUCUGCUGCUGCCUGGAGGUUUUCACGCUGCCUUUCUUUGCAGUGAAGUCAGACAGAUACUUUAUUUGAAAGCUUGUAUUUCUCUCUUCUUUUGGCUUCUCCGUCUUGUGAUUUUACCUGAUUCGUUUCUUUAAUUGUGGUGACGUGAAAUCUCCCUUUCAAGUGCAUCCAAGCGAAGAGUUUUUAUAUAACCGACGUUGAUAAUGACAUGAAAAUGGAAUUGUUACGUUGCUUUUUGUAUUUCAGUAUUUAUUUGAAGAUUUGUCUUGAUCAUUCUCAAACACGACUUUAGCAAAGGGUGAACCUGAACGAGUUUGACGCCACGCCGCAAUUCAGUUUCAGUAAAAUCAGCCUGGUUGGAGGAAAUCCCUCAAACAUUCACACCUGGCUUCAGCCACAUCACUGUUAUCACCACUCUUGUGCACUUUCUCUACCUUUGUGAAAAAAGCGACCUCAAAUCUUCUGAUUGUUUUUUUGCUGUUGUUAAUUUUAUUGACUUGCGCUGGGUUUUUUUGCUGUCUUGCACUUUGAGCACACUAAAUCCAACAUGCAAAGCCGACAGAGAGACAUUAACGUCGGUGAAGUAAUGAAAUCCUGAAGCUUUCAGCAACUGAAACAUACUGCAUUUUAAUCGGUUGUUGUAAAGUUCAACUCAAAUGUUGAAGGUUUUUCAAAAGUAUUUUCCAUUUUAGUUUCAAUUUAACAUUUACAUUAGAAAGCAGGUAUGAAAACCUUUGAUUUAUUUUUUGUGGAGUUAUCAGUGUUUGGGAAUACAUUAUCUCGGAGAAGGCGAAUCUGUGUUCUCAACUAGUGGUUUCUAACCUGAGGCCCACCUUGGGGUCGAGGGUUUGCCUACUCUGAACGCUUUCCGUAAUUAAAGCCUGUUGCUUUCAUGUUAAAGGCUCCUGCUGUCAUAUAAUGGGGGUGUUCACAUGUGUUUGGCUUCACUGCAUUAUUUUGUUCAGUGAGAGAUCAGAAAGGAGGUCUGGCAAGGAAAACCACCACAUCUGAAACAAAUUAUCUCAUUGGCUUCAACUGAGGAAAUAAAGAUCAGUAUCUUUUUUAUUUAUACCUGCCAAAUGGGUUUUUCACCUUUUAUCUUAUGAAUAUCUAUGACAUUUUCACUUCAUAAUGUAUUUUUGGUUUCUUUGCCUGAGCAAUAACUGACUAUCAGCUGCUCAGAUAUUGCUGCCUUUUUUUUCUGGAGACUAAUGUCAAUUUCCUCCAGUAAAAGAAAGAAAGAAAAAAAAAAACUCGACUGAAGCAGAAUUGAGCUUCCAAUCCUUCGAAGCCUUGCACUCCGGCCUGCCUCAGAAAUCAUAAAGUGGUGUUUUAGCUUGUUGAAUUUCAUGGUCUUGGAAAUGAAAUGAA
Messenger RNA from Salarias fasciatus (jewelled blenny), 8608 nucleotides. Its product is annotated as neuropilin-2-like. The transcript is spliced from 17 exons. Gene Ontology annotation, cellular component: plasma membrane; postsynaptic membrane; axon. NCBI's taxonomy places the organism in Eukaryota, Metazoa, Chordata, Actinopteri, Blenniiformes, Blenniidae. The coding region runs from base 481 to 3276 and encodes 931 amino acids. The record is from RefSeq and is a predicted model, not a curated record. Gene Ontology annotation, molecular function: vascular endothelial growth factor receptor activity; semaphorin receptor activity. Gene Ontology annotation, biological process: vascular endothelial growth factor signaling pathway; angiogenesis; axon guidance.